Messenger RNA from Cavenderia fasciculata, 765 nucleotides. RefSeq lists its product as uncharacterized. The transcript is spliced from 7 exons. NCBI's taxonomy places the organism in Eukaryota, Evosea, Eumycetozoa, Acytosteliales, Cavenderiaceae. Bases 1 to 765 code for a protein of 254 amino acids. The record is from RefSeq and is a predicted model, not a curated record. Gene Ontology annotation, biological process: retrograde vesicle-mediated transport, Golgi to endoplasmic reticulum. Gene Ontology annotation, cellular component: membrane; Golgi apparatus.
AUGUCAGAACAAUCAUCCCAGUCAACAAGAACUUAUCCUUCUAUUGAUGGAGGAUGGAUUAAAGAUGUACCAAGAUUAUCUAAAACUAUAGGAGCUAUAUUAGGUGUAUUCUUAUUUUUGGGUGUAUUCUUUUAUCAAUAUACUUCACCAUUCUUUGCAUUAAAUGCUGCUAGAGUUGGACCACCAGAAUUUAAGCUUUGGACUCUAUUUACUGCUGGAUUCUAUGACUAUUCAAUCAUUGGUGGUAUUUUGAAUAUUAUAUUAUUAAUGAUAUUUGGUAAACAAUUUGAACCUAUUUGGGGAAGUACAGAGUUUAUGAAAUUCAUAUCGAUUGUAAAUAUAUUCUCUGGACUAUGUGUAUUUUUAUAUUUUAUCUUUUAUUACUCUAUUACUGGUCAAUCUAGUGUUUUAUAUGAAGCCAAUAGUUGUGGAUUUAGUGGAGUUAUUGCUGGAUUUACUGUUGUUCUUAAACAAUUAUUCCCAGAGCAAAUAAUUCCUAUCUUUUUUGGUGUUAAUAUUCGUGCAAAGCAUUUGCCAUCAAUCUAUGUUUUGAUUACAUUGGUUUUUAUGGUUAUUGGUCUCUAUUCAAGAUCUUCUCAUUUUGUCAUAUUUGGAACCAUUGUAUCUUGGAUUUAUCUAAGAUUCUACCAACGAAAAGGAAGGGAAAAUGUUAGGGGUGAUAGAAAUGAAUCAUUUUCUUUUGCCACUUUCUUUCCUGAACCAUUACAUAAUAAUAAUAAUCAAAGAUUAAUUCUCUCUCCCUGA